Messenger RNA from Nelumbo nucifera (sacred lotus), 2676 nucleotides. Its product is annotated as O-fucosyltransferase family protein. Gene Ontology annotation, cellular component: Golgi apparatus; cytoplasm. The record is from RefSeq and is a predicted model, not a curated record. NCBI's taxonomy places the organism in Eukaryota, Viridiplantae, Streptophyta, Magnoliopsida, Proteales, Nelumbonaceae.
CAGUGCUGCUGCCUUUCCAACUCGACUUCCGCAGAGUGAGGCCUUCGCAAGACAUGUUCUCACACGUGUCGUCUUCUCUUUGACUUUUCUUUACUCCGUCCCCAGUCGGCCAGUCCUCAUCUUUCAUGUUUUGAAGCUCUACUCUAGAUUGUUGGGUAGAGAUGGCGAAAAUUUCUCGCAUUACAGUGAAUCUUCUGCUGUCUCUCUUUGCGCUUUGAUGUCAUUAGAUGUCGGGUCGCCAUGAAAGGCGAAAAGAAGAUGGUUUUGAAGUCUAGGAUGAAAUGGGUUGGUCUGGUUGGGCUUGUUCUCUCUGCCUUCUCUCUGUUUACUCAUUUUCUGCUCGCUAGAUACACCGGGAGGAGCAUUUCUGUUUACGAGCCUUCCAUUACUAUCUUCCAGUGGAGACCCAUAUUCGAUAACGCGGAUCUUGCUAGAAGUGGCCCAAUGUAUAGAAGGUUAUGGGGUCCUGUAAGGCAUCUUGAGUCUCUACUUCCACAUGCAAAUCCAAGAAGAAACUAUGAAGCUCCAGGAUUACAAACCAAUGGCUUUAUCUUUGUGCGCAUACUAGGAGGUUUCCAUGAAAUCAGGAAUUCGAUUUGUGAUGUUGUUGUGGUUGCUCGGCUUCUGAAUGCUACCUUAGUUAUUCCGGAGAUUCAAUCAACCACGAGUAGCAAGGGAAUCAGUUCUAAUUUCAAGAGCUUUGCCUACCUUUACAAUGAAGACCAAUUCACAGCUGCAUUAGUGAAGGAUGUUAAAGUUGUGAAAACCCUGCCUAAAAAUCUCAAAACAGCAAGAAGGAAAAAAGAGAUACCUGUGUUUAGGGUUCCUCACUCAGCUUCUCCAGAUUUCUAUCUCCACAAUGUUCUCCCAGUACUAAAACGGCAUUUAGUGAUUGAACUUGUUGUGUCAGAUGGUGGUUGCUUGCAGGCCAUUCUUCCACCCCAUCUUGAAGAGCACCAGAGGCUGAGAUGUAGAGUUGCUUUUCAUGCUCUUAGGUUUCGACAUGAGGUCCAAGAACUUGCAACUAAAAUUCUAAAUAGGAUACGAUUUUCUGGACGACCAUAUAUAGCCUUUUAUCCUGGGAUUACUAGAGAUGCCUUAGCAUAUCAUGGUUGUUCUGAGCUCUUCCAGGACGUCCUUACUGAACUCAUUCAGCAUAGAAGGUCAUGGAUGAUUAAACGUGGGAUUGUCAAGGGGAACCUUUCCAUUGAUUCUGCCAAACAACGUCUUAAUGGCUUAUGUCCACUGAUGCCGGAAGAGGUUGGCAUUCUUCUUCGUGCAUAUGGGUAUUCAUCAGACACAAUAAUAUAUGUCUCUGGGGGAGAAGUAUUUGGUGGCCAGAGGGUAUUGAUUCCUCUUCAUGCCAUGUUUGAGAAUGUUGUUGACAGAACAUCCCUAAGUACUAUCAGUGAAUUAAAUAGAAUUUAUGGGCAUGAGGUUAGCCUGGUUAGCACUUCUCAGCCUGCCCCACCUAUUGAAGAAGAAGCAAAACUUGAAGCAUGGAAAACCUCAGGUCCUCGUCCUCGGCCACUGCCACCACCUCCAGCCAGGCCUAAAUAUCCAUACAACAUUGAAGGCUGGUGGGGUUGGGUAGCUGAGAGUGAUAAUGAGCCUGAAAGUACAAUUAUGGAGUUGAGAAUCAAUGCUCAUAAACUACUAUGGGAAGCAGUUGAUUAUUUGAUUUGUAUUGAAGCUGAUGUUUUCAUCCCUGGAUUUGAUCGGGAUGGCAGGGGACGUCCAAAUUUUGCAAGCUUGGUAACAGGCCACAGGCUCUAUCAGUCAGCUGCAUCUAAAACAUACAGACCUGACAGAAAAGAAGUUGCCAAGCUUUUAGAUGAAAACCGGGACCAUCUAUAUCAGGCAAACCAAACUUGGUUGACAUCAAUACGCAAGCAUCUCAACAAAACCUUAUUUGACGGACUAACCGAGGCAUCCACAAAAUUGAAACCACUCUCUUUUCUCUCACAUCCAGUCCCAGAAUGUUCAUGCUGGAGGCAUGAUAAUUUAGAAGAAUCAACUCAUGGUAGAGAUCUUUCAAUUCACGAACUUCAGGCUGCCCUGGGAAUAGAAUAUCGUUGCCCUUCUUGGAUGGACAAUAAAGUGGUUUCAUUGUCACCAAAGGACAAGGCAACUGAAGAGGACCUUGAUGAAGAUAUUGUGUCGGGAAUGUUUUUUCGGCAUGGCAAUGGUGACCAUGGAAUUGGUGGGGGAGAAACAAAUACCAAAGAAGAAACCCAAAUGGAGGAUCAAGAAGAACUUGAUGGUGGAGAAAGAUAAUAUCUUAAAUGGGUUUCUCAAAGUGUCCAUUAAAAAAAAGUAAGUUCCUAUAGUGUUAGGCUUUGUUUGCAGCCAUGUACAUAUGGAUCGAUUUCAUUUCCUGGAUCAAGAGCCUGGGAAGGUUGGAGAUCGUCUGGGUUUUUUAUUACAGCAGGUUAGAGAAAGCUGGGUCUAACUUUAGGCCAACCAUUCAGUGACUGGGCUGCGGCGCAUAGCAUUUGCCCAAGUCUGCUCUGCCAAGUCAGCUCAGAUAGAUAUAAAAGCUCUCUUCAUUAGUAUUGGGCUCUGUAACUUAGUCAAAUUUUCUUUGUGGCCUAAGAAAGUUUUGUUGAAUUUUCCAUAAUCAAUUUUGUUGUAAGCUUAAAUGCCUUUAAUGGAAAACACAAAUUUUAACCUCUA